GUUUUAAGGUAUCGAUAGAUUGCUAACAAUAAUUAUUGAUUUUUCGUAAAGUUCAGAUUGGAAAAAAGAAAAAUGGGAGCCGCUUUCUUUCCCGUGCUGUUCUUCACCGCCUUGUGGGGCGGCGUGGGCAUUGCCAUGCCCAUAAUGACCCCGAAGGGACCUCAUCAGAACCUGAUUCGCUGCAUCCUGAUGCUGGCCGCCGCUUGCUGUUGGCUCUUCUGGCUGUGCUGCUACAUGGCCCAAAUGAAUCCCCUGAUUGGGCCCAAGCUGAAGAGGGACGUGGUGGCCAUGAUUGGCAAGUCCUGGAACAACCCCAUUGUGGCUGGUUAGAAGUUUGUUGGGAGCAUAUAGUGCCAGCUUUAUGAUGUAUCCCAGCUUAAUCACCACUUAUCUGUUUAUAUUGCGUUGUAAAUAAAAACUGAAAAUAUCCAAUGUUCUAUUAA
Drosophila biarmipes is the source of this 443-nucleotide messenger RNA. RefSeq names its product V-type proton ATPase subunit e 2 (gene VhaM9.7-a). The record is from RefSeq and is a predicted model, not a curated record. The transcript has 2 exons. The coding region runs from base 73 to 330 and encodes 85 amino acids. NCBI's taxonomy places the organism in Eukaryota, Metazoa, Arthropoda, Insecta, Diptera, Drosophilidae. Gene Ontology annotation, biological process: proton transmembrane transport. Gene Ontology annotation, cellular component: plasma membrane proton-transporting V-type ATPase complex; proton-transporting V-type ATPase, V0 domain. Gene Ontology annotation, molecular function: proton-transporting ATPase activity, rotational mechanism.